Linum tenue is the source of this 1610-nucleotide messenger RNA. NCBI's taxonomy places the organism in Eukaryota, Viridiplantae, Streptophyta, Magnoliopsida, Malpighiales, Linaceae. The record is from the annotation of a GenBank genome assembly.
UCCUCUUCUUCCUCCCAAAUGCCACACUAUCUCUCUGCUUGCCUAAUUUGCCCAUUUCUCCACUUCCCAUCAUCCUGCAUUCUGUCUCUUUGCCUUGUAAUAACUUGGUAGAACUGAAAACCAGCAAAUAUACGAAGACACACACCCAAGGAUGCAAUUGCAGAAUACCAUUUCCAUUGCUUCUCUGCUUGCUGCAACUCUUCUCCUCUCCUUCUCCACUGCUCUUAAGGAAGGCCAAACUUGUGCAGCAGACAGAUUCUGCGACUCGGGGCUCCACUGUGAAACCUGUGUGGCUAACGGCAAUGUUCGCCCUCGUUGCACCAGAAUCCAACCCAUAAUCCCAACUUCUAAGGUGAAGGGAUUGCCAUUCAAUCGGUACACAUGGCUUACCACCCACAAUUCGUUUGCCAUGAUGGGGGAGAAGUCCGCAACUGGGUCCAUCAUUCUAGCUCCCACUAACCAGCAAGACUCCAUUACUAGCCAGCUCAAUAAUGGGGUGAGAGGUUUGAUGCUGGACAUGUACGACUUCAUGAAUGAUGUCUGGUUAUGCCAUUCUUUCGGAGGAAGAUGCUUCAAUGUGACUGCUUUUCAACCGGCUGUGAAUGUACUCAAGGAGAUUCAAGCUUUCCUCGAAUCGAACCCCUCUGAGAUCAUCACCAUCUUCAUAGAGGACUAUGUUACUUCCUCAAACGGACUAACCAAAGUUUUCAAUGCUGCUGGCCUGAGGAAGUACUGGUUUCCAGUGACAAAGAUGCCCAAAAAUGGCGGGGACUGGCCGACGGUUGACGAUAUGGUAAAGAACAAUCAGCGGUUGGUAGUCUUCACUUCCAAGUCAGCCAAGGAAGCCUCGGAAGGGAUUGCUUACGAGUGGAGAUAUGUGGUCGAAAACCAAUAUGGGAACGGUGGGAUGGUGGCUGGCUCGUGCCCAAACCGGGCAGAAUCAUCAGCCAUGAAUACAACAACAAGAUCACUGGUGCUAAUGAACUACUUCCCUGAUAACCCCGACCUCUCGCAGGCUUGUAAGCAGAACUCUGCCCCAUUGAUGAGCAUGACAGACACAUGCCAUUCGGCAGCAGACAACCGAUGGCCUAACUUCAUCACAGUCGAUUUCUACAAGAGAAGCGAUGGAGGGGGAGCUCCACAAGCGACGGAUGUCACGAAUGGGAAGCUUGUUUGCGGGUGUGGGAACAUCGAUUCUUGCAGGCAAGGCAUGGCGUUUGGGGAAUGUGAGCUACCAGAGGCUGGUGUAGCUCCAGCACCUGGAGCUGGAGCUGCAGCAAAGGAAACAGCGAGCUCUGCAGGUUUAGGGAAGAGAGCACCAUUUUUGCAGGGAUGGCGGAUGGCUGUGUUGAUUCUUGGGUCACUUCAUUUCUCUCUGUGGUUUUAGUUCUUAAAGAGUACAACCAGUGUUCUUGAACUUGUGAUGGUUCAUUGUGUCUGUUGUAGUGUCUACGCAGUGGGGAAUAUUGUCCCUCGCAGAUACUUAUCUUAUGAUGAUUGUCAUUUGUUAAUCAAUUUGUGGAAAGCAAAUGCCUGAAUCUAGUGGCGAAGAAGGAGAUACAAAUGACGAAUAGGAAUGGCAAUGGGAAGGUCCGGGGCGGGUUUCUUGG